Molecule: messenger RNA, 1467 nt
Organism: Phaethon lepturus (White-tailed tropicbird)
Lineage: Eukaryota; Metazoa; Chordata; Aves; Phaethontiformes; Phaethontidae
Gene: SLC6A9
Product: solute carrier family 6 (neurotransmitter transporter, glycine), member 9
Biological process (GO): glycine import across plasma membrane; synaptic transmission, glycinergic; sodium ion transmembrane transport
Cellular component (GO): membrane
Molecular function (GO): glycine:sodium symporter activity
Source: RefSeq, a predicted model, not a curated record
AUGCCGCACCAUGCCGCUCACCCCUCCCCGGUGCUGUUCCCAGGCGUGGGCUACGGGAUGAUGGUGGUGUCCACGUACAUCGGGAUCUACUACAACGUGGUGAUCUGUAUUGCCUUCUACUACUUCUUUGUGUCCAUGACGCGUGUGCUGCCCUGGACGUACUGCAGCAACGCCUGGAACACGCCCGACUGCAUGGGGGUGGUGGACAGGAACCUCUCCAGCCGCACUGCCCUCAACCUCACCCGCCUCCUCAACGUCACCCAGAAGCGCACCAGCCCCAGCGAGGAGUACUGGAGGAGGUACGUGCUGGACCUGUCGGAUGACAUCGGGAACCUGGUCGGGACCCUGGGUGAGGUGCGGCUGCCCCUCCUGGGCUGCCUCGGCGUCUCCUGGGUCGUCGUCUUCCUCUGCCUCAUCAAGGGCGUCAAGUCCUCGGGGAAGGUGGUGUACUUCACGGCCACCUUCCCCUACGUGGUGCUCACCAUCCUCUUCGUGCGUGGCAUCACACUGGAUGGGGCCCUCACUGGCAUCAUGUACUACCUGACGCCCCAGUGGGACAAGAUCCUUGAUGCCAAGGUGUGGGGUGACGCAGCCUCACAGAUCUUCUAUUCGCUGGGCUGUGCCUGGGGUGGGCUCAUCACCAUGGCCUCCUACAACAAGUUCCACAACAACUGCUACCGGGACAGCAUCAUCAUCAGCAUCACCAACUGCGCCACCAGUGUCUACGCCGGCUUCGUCAUCUUCUCCAUCCUGGGCUUCAUGGCCAAGCACCUGGGUGUGGAUGUCUCCAAGGUGGCCGACCAUGGCCCUGGCCUGGCAUUUGUUGCCUACCCUGAGGCUCUCACCUUGCUCCCCAUCUCGCCUCUCUGGUCCAUUCUCUUCUUCUUCAUGCUCAUCCUCUUGGGUCUGGGCACACAAUUCUGCCUGCUGGAGACGCUCGUCACGGCCAUUGUGGACGAGGUGGGCAAUGAGUGGAUCAUCCGCAGGAAGACCUUUGUGACACUGGGGGUGGCCGUGGUGGGCUUCCUGCUGGGCGUCCCGCUCACCACACAGGGUGGCCAUGACCCGAGGAUCCUGGUGGGUCCGAACACCCAGGGUCUGGAGCUGGCGCUGGCCAGCGGGUACCGCAGCUACUUCAAGGACAUCGAGAUGAUGCUGGGCUUCCCGCCCCCGCUCUUCUUCCAGAUCUGCUGGCGCUUCAUCUCGCCCGCCAUCAUCUUUUUCAUCCUGGUCCUACCGACCUCCUCCAAGGACUCCGUCUCCCCCACCGGGGCCAUCAGCAUCGGCUUCCUCAUGGCACUCUCCUCGGUCAUCUGCAUCCCCAUCUACGCCAUCUACAAAGUGUGCCGCUCUGAGGGGGACACGCUGCUGGAGCGCUUGAAAAAUGCUACCAAGGCAAGCAAGGACUGGGGCCCGGCGCUGGCAGAGCACCGCAGCGGGCGCUACGCCCCGGCGUUCAGCCCCUCC